AUGUCCCACAGCAGCUGUUCUGGAACCUUCUCCUCCCGCUCCCGUGGCAGCUGCCUGUGCUCCCCGGGCCCCUCCUGGGGCUCUUCCUACCCCAGCAACCUGGUCCUCAGCCCUGACCUGGGCUCCCCCAGGCCCUGCCAGCGGGGCUCCUCUCUCUGCAGGGGCCAGAGGACCUGCUGGGAGCCCCCCCGCUGCCGGACGUCCUGCUGUGACCCCAGCACCCCCAGGCUCUGCAGUCCCUGCUGGACGACGCCCCCGGGGGCUCUGGACUGUGGGCUCAGCAGCUGCUCCCUGGGCUGUGGGUCCCGGGACUCCAGACCCCUGGGGUACAGAGUCUGUGGGCUCCCCUCCCAGAGCUCUGGGUCCGGGUUCUACUGUCCAACCUACUCGGCCCCCAGGAGCCGCCAGUCAUGGUGUUUCCGACGACGACCCUCUGGAUCCGGCUGCUACUGGUGA
Molecule: messenger RNA, 456 nt
Organism: Molossus molossus (Pallas's mastiff bat)
Lineage: Eukaryota; Metazoa; Chordata; Mammalia; Chiroptera; Molossidae
Product: keratin-associated protein 13-1-like
Exons: 1
Coding region: 1-456 (151 amino acids)
Source: RefSeq, a predicted model, not a curated record